AUGGCCGACAACACCAAGGACACCAAGGAGGACAUCAAGGCGCCCAAGCCGGCUGCCAACCUCCAGAUCAAGACCCCCAAGGGCACCCGUGACUGGCACGGCCCGGACAUGCUCCUCCGUGAGCAGCUCUUCCAGACUGUUAGCGACGUCUUCAAGCGCCACGGCGGCACCCCCCUCGACACUCCCGUCUUCGAGCUUAGGGAAAUCCUUGCCGGCAAGUAUGGCGAGGACUCCAAGCUCAUCUACGACCUUCAGGACCAGGGUGGCGAGCUCUGCUCCCUCCGCUACGAUCUUACCGUCCCCUUUGCCCGCUGGCUCGCCAUGACCAGCACCCAGCAGGUCAAGCGCUACCACAUCGCAAAGGUCUACCGUCGCGACCAGCCCGCCAUUGCCCGCGGCCGCAUGCGCGAGUUCCACCAGUGCGAUUUCGACAUUGCCGGUGUCUACGACCCCAUGAUCCCCGACGCCGAGAUUCUGCGCAUCAUCGUCGAGGUCUUUGACGCUCUCAAGCUCGGCAUCACCAUCAAGCUCAACCACCGCAAGAUCCUUGACGGUCUCUUUGCCGUUGCCGGUGUGCCCGCCGAGAAGAUCCGCACCAUCAGCUCCGCCGUCGACAAGCUCGACAAGAUGCCCUGGGCCGACGUCAAGAAGGAGAUGGUGGAGGAGAAGGGUCUGCCCGAGGAGGUUGCCGACAAGAUUGGCGUCUACGUGCAAAACGCCGGCAACAUCACCGACAUCAUCAACUACAUCAAGGCCGACGCCGAUCUGCCCACCAACGACGACAUCAAGGCCGGCAUCCACGACAUGGAGCUGCUCGCCGCCUACCUCGAGGCCCUUGAGGUCACCGACAAGGUCUCGUUCGACCUCUCGCUCGCCCGCGGUCUCGACUACUACACCGGCCUGAUCUUCGAGGUCAUCAACAAGCCCGAGCCCGUGGCUGACGGCGACAAGAAGAAGAAGAGCAAGAAGGACGACCCGGCCAGCCAGGUUGGUUCUAUCGCCGCCGGCGGCCGCUACGACAACCUUGUCGGUAUGUACGGCAAGAAGCAGAUCCCCUGCGUCGGUAUCUCGUUCGGCAUCGACCGUAUCUUCACCAUCCUCAAGGCCCGCGGCGAGAACGACAUCAAGAAGCGCGAGGUGGACGUGUUCGUCAUGGCCUUUGGUGGCGGCAAGGACUUUGACGGUCUCCUUGUGGAGCGCAUGAAGAUUGCCAGGCAACUAUGGAACGCCGGCAUUCGCGCCGAGUACAUGGCCAAGGCCAAGCCUAAACUGCAGGCUCAGUUCAAGGCUGCCGAGGGUACGCCUCUGGGUGUCAUCCUGGGUGAGGAGGAGCUCAAGGCUGGUCAGGUCAGGUUGAAGAAGCUUGAUCAGGGUCAGGGCCAGAAGGAUGAGGGCAACCUGGUUCCUAUUGAGAACUUGGCUGAGGAGGUCCAGAAGCUGUUGCUAUAG
Neurospora hispaniola is the source of this 1449-nucleotide messenger RNA. RefSeq names its product histidyl-tRNA synthetase mitochondrial precursor. The record is from RefSeq and is a predicted model, not a curated record. Bases 1 to 1449 code for a protein of 482 amino acids. Lineage: Eukaryota; Fungi; Ascomycota; Sordariomycetes; Sordariales; Sordariaceae. Gene Ontology annotation, molecular function: ATP binding; RNA binding; histidine-tRNA ligase activity. Gene Ontology annotation, cellular component: cytosol; cytoplasm; mitochondrion. Gene Ontology annotation, biological process: mitochondrial translation; histidyl-tRNA aminoacylation. The transcript is spliced from 3 exons.